AUGAUCUCGGGACUAUUGCAGACAUUUCUGACACCUGGUAACCGGCGUAUUGCUAGUCUUAAUCUGUGGCCACAUUUUAUUCAAAGACACACAUGCUGCCCUUUUCCAGUGUCAACAAUUAAUGUUUACCAAAGUCAACAGCAAACCGCCCUCUAUGCCACUUUCAAUCAAGUUAUACGCGGUAUGCGUAAGAAAAAGACCAAACUUUCCAAAUCUCCUGCCCUGGUAGGAUGUUACCAAAGAAAAGGUGUCUGCAGUAAGGUUUACACUACCAAGCCAAAAAAACCAAAUUCUGCUGUGCGUAAAGUUGCACGUGUCAAGCUAUCAACCGGCAAGUUUGUAACAGCUUACAUACCUGGCGAAGGGCAUAAUUUGAGUGAGCAUAGUAACGUCUUAGUUCGAGGUGGUCGUGUUAAAGAUUUACCAGGUGUUAGGUAUCAUCUUAUUAGAGGUGCUCUGGAUUUUGCGGGCGUUCCUAACAGGAUUACUUCUCGCUCAAAGUAUGGAACAAAAAAACCCAAAUCCGCCUCUG
Acaulospora morrowiae is the source of this 532-nucleotide messenger RNA. The record is from the annotation of a GenBank genome assembly. Lineage: Eukaryota; Fungi; Glomeromycota; Glomeromycetes; Diversisporales; Acaulosporaceae.